Molecule: messenger RNA, 4325 nt
Organism: Indicator indicator
Lineage: Eukaryota; Metazoa; Chordata; Aves; Piciformes; Indicatoridae
Gene: UBE2O
Product: ubiquitin conjugating enzyme E2 O
Exons: 18
Coding region: 1-3948 (1315 amino acids)
Source: RefSeq, a predicted model, not a curated record
AUGGCGGAACAGCCCGCUGAGGCGGCCCCGGCCCCCGCCGCCCCGUUGCCCGCCGCCCCGACACCCCCCGCCGUCCCGACACCCCCCACCGCCCUGCCGCUGCAGACCCCGCCGGGCGGUUCCCAGCGCCUCCUCUUCUCUCACGACCUGGUGUCGGGCCGCUACCGCGGCUCGGUGCGGUUCGGCCUGGUGCGCCUCAUCCACGGCGAGGACUCGGAGUCGGACUCAGAGGAAGGCGGUGGCGGCGGCGGCGGAGGACGAGGGACCGGCGGUGGAGGAGCCGCGAGCUCGGGAGGCUCCGAGUCGGGGGGUCCCGGGGGCGGCGGGACGGAGGAGGGCCGCUCCAGCCCGUUGCGGCGGGGCUACGUGCGGGUGCAGUGGUACCCGGAGGGCAUCAAGCAGCACGUCAAGGAGACCAAGCUGAAGCUCGAAGAUCGCUCUGUGGUCCCUCGAGAUGUGGUCAGACACAUGAGCUCCAGUGACAGCCAAUGUGGAACUGUAAUUGAUGUCAACAUUGAGUGUGCUGUGAAGCUGGUAGGAACUAACUGCAUCCUCUACCCUGUCAACAGCAAAGACCUGCAACAUAUCUGGCCUUUCAUGUAUGGUGACUACAUAGCCUAUGACUGCUGGCUGGGCAAGGUCUAUGAUUUGAAGAACCAGGUCAUCCUCAAGCUUUCCAAUGGAGCCAGGUGUUCUAUGAGCACAGAAGAUGGAGCCAAGCUCUAUGAUGUUUGUCCUCACGUCAGUGACUCGGGUCUCUUCUUUGAUGAUUCAUAUGGCUUUUAUCCUGGGCAAGUUCUCAUUGGGCCUUCUAAAGUCUUCUCCAGUGUGCAGUGGCUGUCUGGUGUGAAGCCUGUUCUGAGCACAAAGAGCAAGUUCAGAGUGGUGGUGGAAGAGGUACAAGUGGUAGAACUAAAGGUUACUUGGAUCACUAAAAGCUUCUGUCCUGGAGGUACUGACAGUGUGAGCCCUCCUCCCUCCAUAAUCAGCCAGGAGAACCUGUCCAGGGUAAAACGUCUGGGGUGCUUUGACCAUGCCCAAAGGCAGCUUGGGGAGAGGUGCCUCUAUGUGUUCCCAGACAAAGUGGAACCUGCAAAAAUCACCUGUGAAUGCCCUGAGAGGAACUGUGUCCUGGGUGAAGGGUCAGUUGCCAAAAAGGUGAGGAGGCUGCUGAAGAAGCAGAUAGUGAAGAUCAUGUCCUGCUCCCCGGAGUCUCAGGGUACCACCGAAGCCCCUGACAAAGAGCCUGCUGCAGCUGCUGACCAAAAGUCAGAAGAGCUCAAGCCUGGAUCAAAGUGUGAGCUGGAUGAUUCUUCCAACAGUGCACCAAGAAGCCCUGUGGAGAGAAAGGAGGAGCAGCCUGAGGAAGCAGGGAAGGAGAAAGAGGCAGCAGCAGCAGCACGGCAGCAGCAGCCACCUCCAUUCCUGCUGAAAGACGAAGGCUCGGCCGACUACCGGCUGCAGUCCAUGGAGCAAGAUGCUGAUGACGAGGCAGCUGAUGACACUGAUGACACAAGCUCUGUCACCUCUUCUGCUAGCUCCACUGCCUCAUCCCAGAGUGGCAGUGGCGCUGGCCGCAAGAAGAGCAUCCCUCUGUCCAUCAAAAACUUGAAGCGGAAGCACAAGAAGAAGAAGACCAAGAUUUCACGGGAGUUUAAGCCAGGAGACAGGGUUGCUGUGGAAGUGGUGACCACGAUGACUUCAGCUGAUGUGAUGUGGCAGGAUGGCACCGUGGAGACAAACAUCCGCUCCAACGAGCUGAUUCCAGUCCAUCAUCUGGACAACAACGAGUUCUGCCCUGGGGACUUUGUGGUGGACAAAAGAGCUCAGAGCUCCCAGGACCCUGGGUUGUAUGGAGUCGUGCAGUCUGGGGACCACAUUGGCCGUACCUGUGUGGUGAAGUGGUUCAAGCUGAAAUCCAGUGGAGAUGAUGUGGAGCUGAUCGGGGAGGAGGAGGAUGUGAGUGUCUAUGACAUUGCUGAUCACCCUGACUUCCGCUUCCGCACCACCGACAUCGUCAUCCGCAUCGGCAACUCGGACGGAGCCACAGCUAAGGAAGAUGAGCCAUCGGUGGGACAGGUGGCUCGUGUGGAUGUCAGCAGCAAAGUGGAAGUGGUGUGGGCUGACAACACCAAGACUAUCAUUCUGCCUCAGCACUUGUACAACAUUGAGUCAGAAAUCGAGGAGUCAGACUAUGAUUCCGUUGACGGCAGCACCAGUGGAGCAUCCUCAGAGUGGGAGGAUGAAAGUGACAGCUGGGAGACAGACAAUGGCCUCAUGGAAGAUGACCACCCAAAAAUUGAGGAGCUAGAGCCUGAGGAGCCAGCAGCAGAGGAGAUAAAAAAGGUAGAGGAACAAGUCCAGGGAGCUGUGGCUAUGGCAGUUGCAGAUCUUGCCGCAGAGAAAGCUGGCAAGGACGGAGCCCCAAAGAGCUUCCGGGAGCUAAAGGAGGCCAUCAAGAUCUUGGAAAGCCUGAAAAAUAUGACUGUGGAGCAGCUGCUGACUGGCUCUCCCACCUCUCCAACUGUGGAGCUGGAAAAACCCACUCGGGAGAAGAAGUUCUUGGAUGAUAUUAAAAAGCUGCAGGAAAAUCUGAAGAAGACCUUGGAUAACGUGGCUAUUGCUGAGGAGGAAAAGAUGGAAGCCAUGGUGGAGACAGAGAAGAAAGAGGAAAAAUCAGAGGCACAGACACCAGUGAGGUCAGAGUGGCCCAGUGAGACACCAGUGCUCUGCCAGCAGAGUGGAGGCAAGCCUGGGGUCACCUUCACCAGUGCCAAGGGAGAAGUCUUCUCCGUGCUGGAGUAUGCUCCAGAUACCCAUGCCUUCAAGAAAAUGGAAUUCCAGCCCCCAGAAGCAAAGAAGUUCUUUAGCACUGUGCGGAAGGAGAUGGCUCUCCUGGCCACCUCCCUGCCUGAUGGCAUCAUGGUUAAAACCUUCGAGGAUCGAAUGGACCUCUUCUCAGCACUUAUAAAAGGCCCCACACGCACACCCUACGAGGAUGGCCUCUUCCUCUUCGACAUCCAACUCCCCAACAUCUACCCUGCUGUGCCGCCGCUCUUCCGCUACCUCUCCCAGUGCAGUGGGAGGCUGAAUCCCAACCUCUAUGACAAUGGCAAAGUCUGUGUCAGCCUCCUGGGGACGUGGAUAGGCAAGGGGACAGAAAGGUGGACCAGUAAAUCCAGCCUGCUUCAAGUGCUCAUCUCCAUCCAAGGUCUCAUCCUGGUGAACGAGCCCUACUACAACGAGGCAGGCUUCGACAGCGACCGGGGCCUGCAGGAGGGCUACGAGAACAGUCGGUGCUACAACGAGAUGACGCUGAUCCGCGUGGUGCAGUCCAUGAUGCAGCUGCUGCGCAGGCCGGUGGAGGUCUUCGAGCACGAGAUCCGCGAGCACUUCCGCUGCCACGGCUGGCGCCUGGUGUCCCGCAUCGAGGCCUGGCUGGAGACCAACGAGCUGGUGGAGCGCAGCCACGAACAGGCCAACGGCGCCGAUUCGGCCUCCCUGCUCUCCGCCUGCGGUGGCCUGGCCGACAGCCCCGGGGACAAUGCGGAGCAGGGGGCGGCCGCGGAGCUCUCCGACUCAGCGCCGGACGGGAAGGAGGAGCUGGACGAGGCGGAGCUGGCGACCUCCUCCGUGGCCGGCGCUGGGGAGCUCCAGCAGCACUCGGACUCGGAGAGCGCGGGCCAAGCCAGGGGGACAGAGCUGGCCAGAGACCGAACGGACGAGGGGAAGGCUGCCCAGGACUCUGCCUCGCAGCCUAGCGUGAAACCAAAGAAAAGGAGAAAGAGCUACCGGAGCUUCCUUCCGGAGAAGAGCGGCUACCCCGAUAUCGGCUUCCCCCUCUUCCCCUUGUCCAAGGGGUUCAUCAAAAGCAUCCGCGGUGUCUUGCAGCAGUACCGGGCUGCCUUAGCAGGGGCCAACAUCCCAGAGUGGACAGAGGACAAAUAAAUGGUCAGGUUAGGGACAGGCAGGUGCCACGGGAGAAGGGAAAGCGGCAGAAAGGAAAUUGGCAAACGCUGUUACCAGAAACCGGCUUCUCCUUCCAGCUUUCCUUCCUCAGCUUGGUUUGUUCCAAAGAAGGUGGUAGGUAGGCCUGAUCGCUCCUCUGAGGAAAGGUUGUCUAAGCAUGAAUAACUCUUUGCCCCCAGCCCUUCUCCCUUCCCCCUGUCCCACGUUACAUGCUGCUCUUGCCAGUUUGGCCCCGCAAUGGUAAGAUUUGAGACCUGCACAGAAGCAGUCUUGCAGCCACGUUCCCUCUGCACCUUUCCACACAAGGACUCUUCCCACCCAACACUACAUCCAGCAGUUAGCUCAGGUGGGGCUGA